ACAGCUCAUAUUAAGCUGUGGUACUGUCAUUAACGGAUAAGCGAGUUUUUCAACAUUGAUAGAAUAGCAUAACUCACACUAUUCAUUAAUUCCUUAGAAAAUAUGCGAAAAACCCAGAAGGGCAACUAGGGGCAGCUGAAAUUUGUUUUGUUCGUUAGCUUACAGUCUGAUCUACAAUUUAAACUAGGCUGGGGACAUUAAGCACCGAUGGCUCUUGUAAAUCCUUUGACACGCGAGCGAAUGGCUUUGUUAGGUCGGAAGGCAUAGCGGUAGUGGUUUUACAAAGAGCAAAGAAUUCAAAGAGGAUCUAUGCCCAAGUGGUCCACGCCAAAACAAACUGUGACGGCUUCAAAGAACAAGGAAUCACUUUUCCAUCCAAAUAUUCUCAAAUGGACCUGCUGAAUGAUUUUUACAAAGAUUGUGAUGUGGACAGAUUCAGUUUGAGUUUCUUAGAAGCUCAUGGUACAGGAACUAAGGCAGGUGACCCACAAGAAUGUGAUGCUAUCGAUAGCAUCCUCGUUAGCGGUCGGAAGAAACCGCUUUUGAUAGGAUCUCUUAAAUCCAAUAUGGGACACACAGAGGCAGCUGCAGGUCUUUGCUCCAUUAUAAAGUGCGCUCUGGCAAUGGAAACUGGUUACAUUCCUCCAAAUAUCCAUUUCGAGACACCCAAUGAUGAAAUCAAUGGGCUAGUAGAAGGUAGAAUGAAGGUCGUGGUGGACAAAACACCUUUAGAAGAGGAAAAUGCUUUAAUUGCUGUCAACUGUUUUGGCCUUGGUGGCGCAAACGCUCACAUAUUAUUGAGAAGAAAUCUAAAGCGGAAGUCCAUAUCUAAAGAAAACCUGCCCAGAUUGGUAUGCGUAAGCGGAAGGACGGAAGAAGCCAUUACUGCAUUGACUGAUCAAAUUGACUCUAACGGAAUGGAUGCCGAGUACAUAAGGUUAUUGCACGAAGUGUUCAGGAAGAACAUACAAAAUCACCUGUAUAGAGGAUACACUAUAGUGUCACAAUGUGGGGGACUCUCGAAAACAUCUGCGUUUUGCCCAGAACAGGGCAAAACUCUACAUUUAGCAUUUGGCAAAUUAAAUGACUGGUAUGAAAUUGGCAAUGAGCUUAUGAUUUUCCCGAAGUUUCAUGAGUCUAUCUUAAGGAUACAAGAUAAUUUAACAGACAAGAAUAUUGACCUUUCAAAAGUACUCCUUGGUGAGCAGAUAUCCGAUAAAGAUUCCAUCCCAGUACUUGGUCCAGUAGCAGUCCAAAUUGCUCUGGUACACCUUUUGAAUUCAAUAAACAUCGAAUGCAGUGGCAGCUUUGGAUGUUCUGUUGGAGAGUUAGUUUCUGCUUAUUACAAUAAUGCUUUAUCAUUGGACGAAACGAUCGAUUGCGCUUGUAUCUUAAACCAAGUUAUUUUAAAUGAGGCAAAAUUACUUCAACCACCCACUAAUAAGAGAAAUCAUACACUAACUGUAAAUCACACCAUGCACAACGACUACAGUGCAAACGGUGGAGUUCUAAAAAGCCUAAUAGAAGAACUAUCUGGAAGUGCAAGGCGGGAAAAUAAGUUUAAAUCGGCCGAUUUAGUGAGAGCUUUAACAAAAAAUCGCCACAAUGACAUCGAUGACAUGAAAACGAACUGUACUGUAUUGAAAAUAGGCAAUUUUCCUCUUUUUGACAGUAAAGAAUUUACUAUAAUCUCUCUUUUUGGAGGUAACAGUGGUAAUAAGGUUGUGGAGUUUCUGGAAGGAAUUGGAAGCUUAUAUAUUAAGGGUUACAAUCCCCAUUUCGAAAAACUGUAUCCACUAGUAGAUUUCCCGGUUAGCAGAGGCACCCCCAUGAUCUCUCCCUACAUCAGGUGGAAUCACUCUGCGGAAUGGUUCGUACCACAGUUCCAUUUAGACCACGUUAAUCAGACGAAACAAGGAAUCAAACAUUACAGAAUCGAUUUGUCCGAUCCUCAGUGGGCUUUUAUCGCAGGACAUGUAAUAGGAGGGAGAGUUUUAUUCCCUGCUACGGGGUACCUGUACUUAGUGUGGGAAACAUUCUCAAUCGUAUACGGCGUAUCUCUGAAGGCUUCUCGAGUCUCACUGAGGAAUUGUAAAUUCUUGAGGGCCAUCGGUAUGCCAACAAAAGGCAGGGUAGAGUUCACAGUGUCCAUCCUGAGUAGCAGCGGGGAAUUCGAAGUGGUUGAAAGCAAUUCCACUGUAGUCACCGGCACUAUAAACUUUUUACCGAAAGAUGAAGGGAAUACCUGGAACUUUGCAUCUCCAAGUUUAACAGAUCAUGGUAAAAAGUUGAGCAAAAAGGAAGUGUAUAAAGACUUGCGCUUGAGAGGAUAUUGCUAUAGCGGAGAAUUUAGCAUGAUUGAAGAAUAUUACUUCAGUGCUUCCACGGCAUACGUGAAGUGGCAAGAUAAUUGGAUUACGUUCAUGGACAAUGUGAUGCAAUGCAAGAUUUUACAGAACGACAGUAGAUUGUUGGAAGUUCCCAUAUUUAUCUCCCAAGUAAAUAUAGCGGCGGACGUUCAUUUUGACUGGAUAAGAGAAACACUUGAAGAUACGGCUCCACUCGUGCCGGUUUACAGCGAUAUAACCACAGGAGAAGUAACAUGUGGAGGAAUAACCAUAUCUGGAAUUGUGGCUAGUACCAUUGCAGGAAGGAAAAGUUUAAAGAAGCCUUUAUUGGAGACCUAUGAAUUCGUUCCCAACUUCACAGAAUUAGAUUUGCACAAGUCUGUUAGAGUAAACGUUCAAAUAGUCAUAGAAAAUUCGUUGGUACGUAAAUUCAGAGCUGUGGAGCUUGUAGAUGAAUAUUCAAAUGACGAAGCGGAACUUUUAACGCCUAUUAUAAAGUCGGCUGUACGAGACGAGCCUCUAAUACAACAUUCUGUUAAAAUUCUGAGUGCAAAUAAACUUGAUGUAGACGUUGAAGUAGAAGACAAAAUGUUAGAAACCGAAAGCAACGCAGUGCUUGUGAUCGCUUCCAAAGUUAUCCAGAGGCCAGAGGUUAUGAAGUCAGCUUUCACGGCUGUAAAAGAAAACGGCUUCGUCAUGUCCCGUGAAAGCCAUUGUUGUGAUACUGUAAGCGACACUUAUCCUGACAUUAUAAUCGUAACCAUGCACAAAACACCGUCUGAAACUUUAUUACUCCUUCGGAAAAAGUCUCUUCAGCGAAAAACGCAUGCAUGUAUAGAAAUAAAUUCCUCGGAAAACUUCUCUUGGUUAGCGAAAAUGCAGGAGACCAUUAGCAAGAACUUGGAGGAAGACCUCAUGCUCCAUUCCAAUAACCCAACGAGUGGAAUUCUGGGCUUGGUGAAUUCUUUGAGGAAAGAAUCGACUAGCAUGGACGUCAGAUGUGUUUUUCUUAUGAAUGAAAGUGAAAAGUUCAAUCCAAACUGUGACGAGUUGAAGAAAAACAUGGCAAUCAACGUUUAUCAAGGAGGACAAUGGGGCACUUUUAGGCAUCUGCUGUUAAGGGGCUCGAAUAUUCUAGAAAAGGAACACUGCUUUGUGAAUGUUACAUCGAGAGGGGGUUUGUCCUCUUUAAGUUGGAUACAGGGUCCCCUUAAACUCCAUACGAUACCAGAAUCAGGGAAGGAGUUGGUACACGUGUACUAUGCCUCCAUAAACUUCAAAGAUGUAAUGAUUGCUAGCGGAAAAAUUAAUAUAGAUUCGAUAAUAUCCGAUAGACUGGAUCUUUGUUUGGGAUUUGAUUUUUCUGGAAAGAACAAAAGAGGAUGCCGUGUCAUGGGUAUCUUCCAGAAAGGAUGCCUAAGCAAUUUAUUAGUAGUUGACAAGUCUCAAAUAUACUGCGUGCCCGAUGCGUGGACUCUGGAGGAAGCAGCCACAGUUCCCGCAGUUUACACCACCACGAUUUAUGCCCUAAUUAUGCGUGGUUGUAUGAGGAAGGGCGAAAGCAUUUUGAUCCAUUCUGGCGCUGGAGGUGUUGGGCAAGCUGCUAUCAAUCUCGCUCUUCAUUACGGGUGCAAAGUGUUUACCACGGUCGGCAACCAUGCCAAACGGAAAUUUCUUAAGAUGACGUACCCGGAACUGACAGAUGAAAAUAUCGGCAAUUCUCACGAUGAGACAUUCGAACAGAUGGUGUACAAAGGGACGAACGGCAGAGGCGUUGACAUAGUCCUAAAUUCCUUGGCAGAGGACAAACUGGUAGCAUCAGUGAGAUGUCUCGCCACCGGAGGCAGGUUCCUGGAAAUAGGAAUGUUUGACAUGUUGAGCAACAACCACCUCAACCUGUUGCUUUUCAGGAAGCAAGCUAGUUUUCAAGGCGUUAUGUUGGAUCAAGUAUACGACGAAUCCACAAAGCGUGAAAUUGGAAAAACGUUGCAGAAACUAAUUGCGGAGGGUGGUGUUAAACCUUUAAAUAGGAACAUUUUCAAAUGCGACGAGAUCGAACAGGCAUUUCGAUUCAUGGCUUCCGGUAAACAUAUGGGCAAAGUGUUGGUCAAGGUUCGAGAGGCUGAAGAACACCGUGUCGGAAUACCUCCUAAGCACAGCUUGUGUGGCAUAGCCAGGUAUUACUGCGAUCCUGAGAAAGUGUACAUAAUUAUCGGCGGUUUAGGAGGUUUCGGUUUGGAACUGGCUAACUGGUUAGUCCUGCGAGGUGCCAGGAAGCUAAUGUUGUCGUCAAGGAAAGGAAUUAGUACUGGAUAUCAACACUAUAGAGUUAGGUUAUGGGAGUCUCAGGGAAUUACCAUCAAAAUAUCCACCGCUCCUGUGGCAAAAAGAGAAGGUUGUGAGCAACUGCUCGAAGAAGGCUCCCGACUAGGUCACAUCUGCGCUAUUUUCAAUUUAGCCCUGGUACUGGAAGAUGCGAUUUUUGAAAACCAAACUCUAAAAUCAUUUACCGCCACUUUCGAACCCAAAGCUAUCGCCACAAGGCACUUGGACGACCUUACGAGAACAAUUUGUCCUGAUUUAAAAGACUUUGUUGUAUUUUCGUCCUAUGUUGGUAGAAGAGGCAAUGCUGGACAAACAAACUACGCAAUGGCGAAUUCCGUGAUGGAAAGGGUAUGCGAGAAACGCAAACGAGACGGAUACCCGGCACUGGCAAUCGAAUGGGGCCCAAUUGGUGAUGUCGGCAUAAUUACCGAAACGAUAGGAGAUCGCGAUAUGGAGAUAGGCGGAACUUUACAGCAGUCGAUUUCCAGCUGCCUUCAAGUUUUGGAUACAUUACUGACACAAAGGGAAGCCUCUGUAGUGUCCAGUAUGGUGGUGGCAAACAAGCAGGAACCAAUAUCUACGGAUAAUAUUGUGGACGCACUUAUCAAUAUUUUAGGACUACGGGAUGCCAAAUACGUCAGCCUACACUCCACACUACCGAAACUCGGCAUGGAUUCAAUGACAACCGUGGAAGUCAAAUUAACUUUAGAGAUAGAUUUCGGAAUAUUUCUUUCUACAAAGGACUUGAGAGGGAUGAAUCUAGCGAGGUUGAAGGAGCUGCAUGAAAAGAAAUCGGGACUUUGCCAGAACAGCGCGAACGGAGACCUUGAAAUAGAAAUGAUUUUUAAAUUGUCAGAGGAAGAACUAGAUAGCAAAAUAUCAAGCGUUCGAGUAGUACCUGAGCUAGAUAAAAUUUCGGGGCCAGCUAAAAUAGUAUUGUUUCCUGGUAUUGAAGGAUUUGCUACGGUAUUUGAAAACCUUACAAAAGUGCUAGGCCGGGCCGUGGCCUUACAAUAUCCGGCAGAUGGCCAAACUACCAGUGUCUCAAAAAUCGUAAAAUCUCUGGUGCCUGUGGUGGAGAAGCUGUUGACAAAAGAUGAACCCUUCACGAUUGUGGGUUAUUCCUUCGGCGUGCUAAUAGCAGCGGAGAUAGUCAACAUAUUAGAAAGUAAAGGAUACGCGGGAACUCUGAUAUGUAUAGACGGCGCUCCGCUAUUUUCGAAGACUAUAAUGAAGAAUUUAAAUGAGGAAUCUGAACUGUUCGUUCAGAACAGUUUGAUAUACCAAUUGUUGUCCUGCUGUAUACCACUUGGUGAACUUGCUAAAAAUAAGGUGGAUAUAUUUAAAUGCCAAACAUGGGAAGAAAGGGUAAAUCUUGCAAUCGAAUCAGUUAAAAAAAACGCUCCGCUCAAGGCGGACUAUCUAGGCUUGGUCUCCAACACCAUCUACAAGCGGAUGAAAUGUGUUGAUAAUUACGUGCCUUCCUACAGAAAUUUAAGGUCAAAUGUAAAACUGUUCAAAGCAACUGCUUCCAUCAUUCAAGAUAUCGCGGAUGACUACGGAUUGUCAGCGUUCUUUGAGAAGCCCGUCGAGAUUCGGUUGUUCGAAGGAAAUCACGAGACGAUCCUAGAAAACGAGAAACUAGCGGAUGCUAUAAAUACUUCCAGUUUGAUGACAAAUUGACAUUAUGUAGAAAUGUAUUAGGUACCAGAAAAUAGUUUUUUCUUGAAACAACAAAUAUUCGUUAUAUCAAAAUAAAUUUAUAUUUAACAUGGU
Anoplophora glabripennis (Asian longhorned beetle) is the source of this 6449-nucleotide messenger RNA. Its product is annotated as fatty acid synthase. Bases 390 to 6356 code for a protein of 1988 amino acids. The record is from RefSeq and is a predicted model, not a curated record. Gene Ontology annotation, molecular function: fatty acid synthase activity; oxidoreductase activity. The transcript is spliced from 26 exons. Gene Ontology annotation, biological process: fatty acid biosynthetic process. Lineage: Eukaryota; Metazoa; Arthropoda; Insecta; Coleoptera; Cerambycidae.